CACACUCGCACACAUACUUUUACCCCCUGCUGACGUCCCCAAACCGCCAUUACUAUCGAUUUGAGGGUGCACUACCUACUGGACCAGUCUUCGACUGGCAUGACACGAGGGGGCACUGGCUCGCCUCCAAAGUGCCAAAGACAGAGAGAGGGAGAGAGAGAGAAGAAAGGACUACAACGUACGAGAUCAAGAACUUGGAACGGAGCAAGAGGAAUGCAUAGUGUGGGUACGUUUAUUAUUCCUGGACGCCAUUCAGCAUUCAGCAAUACUCCCGCUUCCUGUUACAUUUCUCAUCGCGUGUGUUGCCAAUUUGUUCGACAUUCAUUGACGACGCCCAUGGACGGACGACGUGUGCGUUCUGUGUUCCAGCUCCUGUUUCUGUUUCUGUUCCAGUUCCUGUUCCCUGCUCCUGCGACUGCUCCCAGAACUGACUGACUGCACUCGCGGCUGUCGUCGCUGUUUGUUCUCAAAACCAAAUUUAGACGUAA
Messenger RNA from Drosophila innubila, 488 nucleotides. RefSeq lists its product as uncharacterized. The record is from RefSeq and is a predicted model, not a curated record. Bases 100 to 435 code for a protein of 111 amino acids. NCBI's taxonomy places the organism in Eukaryota, Metazoa, Arthropoda, Insecta, Diptera, Drosophilidae. The transcript has 3 exons.